This is a messenger RNA of Thunnus maccoyii (southern bluefin tuna), 2753 nucleotides long. RefSeq names its product splicing factor 3a, subunit 1 (gene sf3a1). Gene Ontology annotation, molecular function: RNA binding; protein binding. The transcript is spliced from 15 exons. Bases 136 to 2493 code for a protein of 785 amino acids. NCBI's taxonomy places the organism in Eukaryota, Metazoa, Chordata, Actinopteri, Scombriformes, Scombridae. Gene Ontology annotation, biological process: regulation of alternative mRNA splicing, via spliceosome; mRNA cis splicing, via spliceosome. Gene Ontology annotation, cellular component: catalytic step 2 spliceosome; U2 snRNP; U2-type prespliceosome. The record is from RefSeq and is a predicted model, not a curated record.
CAACAAAUGUAGGCUUUUAGCCGUCAUUGACUGCGUAAAUAACACACACACAUGAAAACAUAAGUGUACCUAAAACAGUCGUUUUUGUGGUUGGGUGUUUGCAGGUGACUUGAAGCUUUAUAAAAAGACACAGCCAUGCCGCCUGGGCCUGUUCAAAUUGUUCAGCCGGAGUCCAACAACAAGAAUGAUGCAGUACCAGAAGAAACCCCGGCCACCAAACCCAUCGUUGGUAUCAUAUAUCCACCUCCUGAAGUCCGAAACAUUGUUGACAAGACAGCCAGCUUUGUAGCCAGGAAUGGGCCUGAAUUUGAAGCAAGAAUCCGGCAGAAUGAGAUCAACAAUCCCAAGUUCAAUUUCCUCAACCCCAGCGACCCAUACCAUGCAUAUUACCGUCACAAGGUCAAUGAAUUUAAGGAAGGCAAAGCGCAGGAACCAUCUGCAGCUGUGCCAAAGGUUAUGCAGCAGCAGGCCAUGCAGCAGUCCCAGCAGCUCCCUCAAAAAGUGCAGUCACAGGUGAUUCAGGAGACAGUGGUCCCCAAAGAACCACCUCCUGAGUUUGAGUUCAUUGCCGAUCCUCCAUCAAUCUCGGCAUUUGAUCUGGAUGUUGUCAAGCUGACUGCCCAGUUUGUCGCCCGCAAUGGCCGCCAGUUUCUUACUCAGCUCAUGCAGAAAGAACAGAGGAACUACCAGUUUGACUUUCUGCGGCCGCAGCACAGCCUUUUCAACUACUUCACCAAAUUAGUUGAGCAGUACACUAAGAUUCUAAUCCCUCCCAAAGGCCUACUGACCAAGCUGAAGAGAGAGGCUGAGCAUCCAAGAGAGGUUAUGGACCAGGUGAGGUACCGUGUUGAGUGGGCAAAGUUCCAGGAGCGCGAGAGAAAGAAGGAGGAAGAGGAAAGAGAGAAAGAGCGGGUGGCAUAUGCCCAAAUCGACUGGCAUGAUUUUGUAGUGGUUGAGACGGUGGAUUUCCAGCCCAAUGAACAAGGCCACUUCCCCCCACCUACCACCCCAGAGGAGCUCGGCGCUCGCAUCCUAAUCCAAGAGCGCUAUGAGAAGUAUGGAGAGAGUGAGGAAGUGGAGAUGGAGGUUGAAAGUGAGGAUGAGGACGAUGAACGCGAGGAUCGUAACGAAGGCCAUCCCUCACAACCUGAUCAAGACACACAGGUUCAGGACAUGGACGAGGGAUCUGAUGAUGAGGACGAUGGCAUGAAGGCACCACUGCCCCCAGACAACCCGAUGCCACCCCCACUGCCUCCAACUCCAGACCAGGUUAUUAUUCGCAAAGACUACGACCCCAAAGCUUCCAAGCCUCAGCCUCCGAUUGCAGCUCCGGAUGAGUACCUCAUCUCACCAAUUACUGGUGAGAAGAUCCCAGCCAGUAAGAUGCAAGAGCACAUGCGUAUUGGUUUGCUGGAUCCGCGCUGGCUGGAGCAAAGAGACCGCAGCAUCAGAGAGAGGCAGACCGAAGAUGAAGUCUACGCUCCUGGUCUGGAUAUUGAGAGCAGCUUGAAACAACUGGCUGAGAGACGUACUGAUAUCUUUGGUGUGGAAGAGACAGCCAUCGGUAAGAAGAUCGGAGAAGAAGAAAUCCAGAAGCCAGAAGAGAAGGUUACCUGGGAUGGCCACUCAGGAAGCAUGGCACGUACUCAGCAGGCAGCACAGGCAAACAUCACUCUUCAAGAGCAGAUUGAAGCCAUUCACAAGGCCAAAGGGCUAGUGGGAGAGGAUGACACUAAGGAGAAAAUAGGUCCAAGCAAGCCCAGUGAAAUUCAUCACCAGCCUCCCACCCCCUCAUCUUCAGCCAGUUUGCCUAAACCCAAUCCUCCAGUUGCAGUGCCUCGCCCACCCUCCACUAUGGCACCUCCAGUGCGCACCACUCUUCUGUCCGCUGUACCUGUAAUUCCAAGGCCACCGGUGGCUCCUGUGGUGCGCCUUGCACCAGGACAAGUUAUAACACCAAUGCCUCCCAUGAUUCCUGCUCCUCGCAUCAAUGUGGUUCCCAUGCCACCAUCAGGACCCCACAUCAUGGCCCCUAGACCACCUCCCAUGGUUGUUCCAGCAGCGUUUGUCCCUGCUCCUCCUGUGCCACAACCCCCAAGCGCUGCGCCUGCACCACCGGCUCACCCACCCCCACCUCAUGAGGAUGAGCCAGUCAGCAAGAAGAUGAAGACAGAGGACAACCUUAUUCCAGAGGAGGAGUUCCUUCGUAGAAACAAGGGUCCUGUGGCAGUCAAAGUACAGGUCCCCAACAUGCAGGACAAGACCGAAUGGAAGCUGAACGGCCAAGUGCUGAAUUUCACUGUCCCUCUCACAGACCAGGUGUCUGUUAUUAAAGUCAAAAUCCAUGAAGCCACAGGCAUGCCAGCAGGAAAGCAGAAGUUACAGUAUGAGGGCAUUUUCAUCAAAGAUUCCAACUCUCUGGCCUAUUACAACAUGAGCAAUGGUUCAAUCAUUCACCUGGCACUGAAAGAGAGAGGUGGAAGAAAGAAGUGAUCCUUGCAGCAAGAGGGAAAAGAUUUUUCACUAUGGAUGUUUUGUCACUCACUCUUGUCUUGUCAUUUUAAUUUUGUGACAUUAUACUGUAGUUUUCAUCCAAAUUGUGUGAAAAACUUGUUAUUCUUAAAUGUUAACUCUAUGGAUGCUAAGUGCACUGCCUGGCAGGCAUGGCUUUAUACCAUUGGCUCAACUCUUGAUUUGUUCAUUUGCUACAUAGUGAUCAUUCAUUAAAUAAAGGAAUUUAAAAAAAAACACAA